UGACAUCACCGCCUUGCGAGCAACAUUUUUGCCCGAAACAGUGGCAACACAACUAAUCAACAAAACAUUCAAGAUGUGCGGAACUAUGGUAAAAUAAUUAUUACGCUAAUAGCUAUUAAUAAAUUAACUUUACGCCCAAUUCGUUGAAUCCACGAAAUGUCGGUGCACUUCGACGAGAAGAGCGGGGUUGUCCCAUGCCAGACAAGCUGGGGCUCCUGGAGCCAAACUAUGGAGGAGAUCUUCAUCGAAGUCAACGUUCCUCCCGGGACAUCUGCUAAAGAAGUCCAAUGUCGUCUGGGAGCCAGAGACAUGGAGCUACACGUCAAAGGGAAAGAGGUUAUAAAGGGGCGGUUGUUUGGCACAGCUGUUUCGGAUGAGGCCACAUGGACACUGGAGGAUAAGUGUCUCAUCCGAAUUGUCCUGAUGAAGACCAACAGAGAGGCUGGGAACUGCUGGUCUUCCUUGUUAGAGGGAGAGUACUCUGCCAAUGCUUGGGUCCAGGACCAGAUGCAGAGAAAGCUCACACUGGAAAGGUUCCAGCGAGAGAAUCCUGGAUUCGACUUCAGCGGGGCAGAGAUUUCUGGAAACUUUGCUGGUGGUGGUCCAGACUUUUCCGGUUUACAAAAGUGACCUGCCACAGUAAGCUAAUACUAAGGUUGUCAGGUCAGCCUAAUGAACACUAUUGCUCAUAUCAAUGGCACACUAGAGCUGUAGAUCAAUUGGAUCUAAUAAUUUGGGAAGCCAAGUUUCACUGCCAAUGGAUAUUACUUUGAGUUUUGUCCCACCACUCAGAAGCAGAUUAAUGUUGACUUAAUAGUGUUGCACCUGAAUUGACAAGGACUCAAAAAUAGCUUUCCAAUAAAGUUUUAUUGAAAGGUACAAGAACAUCUUUAGAUGGUGUAUUCAGUCAUUUUGAAGUCAAAGAGACACUUGGCAUACAACAUAAAGAAACUGGCUAAGGAAAUGCAAUGCAAAUUCCAAAACGUGUGGCGCUUCACUCUGUGCCAUCGUAUGCAUCAAAUGGCGAGAACAACUCAUCGUUAACAG
Molecule: messenger RNA, 1047 nt
Organism: Entelurus aequoreus (snake pipefish)
Lineage: Eukaryota; Metazoa; Chordata; Actinopteri; Syngnathiformes; Syngnathidae
Gene: nudcd2
Product: NudC domain containing 2
Exons: 4
Coding region: 157-630 (157 amino acids)
Biological process (GO): protein folding
Cellular component (GO): cytoplasm
Source: RefSeq, a predicted model, not a curated record